Molecule: messenger RNA, 729 nt
Organism: Protopterus annectens (West African lungfish)
Lineage: Eukaryota; Metazoa; Chordata; Ceratodontiformes; Protopteridae
Product: turripeptide Pal9.2-like
Exons: 4
Coding region: 121-399 (92 amino acids)
Molecular function (GO): protein binding
Source: RefSeq, a predicted model, not a curated record
CAUUUUAGCUUAGUUUAUACACAGCUACAGAGUAACACAGUUCUGGGAAGAGAGACAGUUGCAACUAGUUUCCAUAUAGUGAAUUUGGCAGUGCUAUCGUGAAGGUGACAACUCAGAAACAUGAAUUCCAAAGUUUGCCUCUUUGUUUUGCUGAUAGGUUCGCUGAUAAUGCUCACCAAGGCUGACGAUGAUUCAUCUCCCCGUUAUCCUGACUGCAGUGUUUACAGGGACAAAGAGGAUGACUACUGUGCUACCCUUGAAGAAAAUAAUGUCUGUGGAGAGAGCGGUAAAACUUAUAGGAAUGAAUGUGAACUCUGCAUCGUGUCCCGUAACACACCAAAGCUUGAAAUGAUUACAAAUGAUGGACCAUGUAAACUUGCAGUGGAUGAUAGCAUUUGAAAUUUAGGAAAAUCCACUUGGGCGUGCUAGAUUUCCAUGUUUGCUGAUGUUACUAAUUCUGGAUUAUGACAGAACAUUUUUAAUAGAAUGUUUUGCAUUUAAUUUUUUUCCCAUGAUAAAAUCUAAUUAUUCUAUAAUGCUUUCUGUGUAUGUCCUUUGGGUUUUUCUGUGUACUGCUAAUACAUAGAACUUAUGUGACUGGUGUUUUUGGUUUCUAUCUCUGCAAUCACAUAUGAAAGCAGAUUCCAUACAGCAUCUGGAACUCAUUCUCUAAAUAAUAUCCAAAUGUGCAAAAAGGGAAUAUAUAAUAAAUAAUUCAAUCUAUUGAAA